Xiphias gladius (swordfish) is the source of this 1662-nucleotide messenger RNA. It is a transcript of the gene dhdds, whose product is annotated as dehydrodolichyl diphosphate synthase. Gene Ontology annotation, biological process: polyprenol biosynthetic process. The record is from RefSeq and is a predicted model, not a curated record. The transcript is spliced from 9 exons. Gene Ontology annotation, molecular function: ditrans,polycis-polyprenyl diphosphate synthase [(2E,6E)-farnesyl diphosphate specific] activity. Bases 135 to 1142 code for a protein of 335 amino acids. Gene Ontology annotation, cellular component: endoplasmic reticulum; dehydrodolichyl diphosphate synthase complex. Lineage: Eukaryota; Metazoa; Chordata; Actinopteri; Istiophoriformes; Xiphiidae.
GAAAUGCGACGAAAUUAGAGUAAAUUUGCGAGGAGAACCGCUUGUGCUUCAAUAGUUUGAAUGAAUGAAGCCGUUCCCAUUAAGAGUAGUUGUUUUCUGGACCAUGUCUGACUAGACCGUUUAACGCCUGAAAAAUGUCGUGGAUAAAGGAAGGUGAAUUAAACCUGCUUGAAAAGAUUUCAGCCAACGUCCUAAAGGCUGGACCCAUGCCUAAACACGUGGCCUUCAUCAUGGAUGGUAACCGUCGCUUUGCACGAAAGAAAAACAUGGAGCGCCAGGAGGGGCAUAUGCAGGGCUUCAACAAGCUGGCAGAGACACUACGCUGGUGUAAGCAUCUCAACAUCAAAGAGGUGACAGUGUACGCCUUCAGCAUCGAGAACUUCAAACGCACUAAAGAUGAGGUGGAUGGGCUGAUGGAGCUGGCCAGGCAGAAAUUUGAAAGGCUGUUGAAGGAACGGGACAAUCUGGAGAAGCAUGGUGUGUGUAUCCGGGUGCUGGGCGACUUAAAUAUGCUGCCACUCGACCUUCAGCAGCUGAUUGCCAAAGCUGUGAUCACAACAAGGGCUCACAAUAAAUGUUUCUUGAAUGUGUGUUUUGCCUACACGUCGAGAUAUGAAAUCACAAAUGCAGUCAGAGAAAUGGCUUGGGGAGUGGAGCAGGGCUUGAUCAAAGCAAGCGACGUUUCAGAGGCGUUGCUAAGUGAGUGCCUGUACAGCUAUAAUUCUCCAAAUCCCGAUCUGCUCAUCCGCACCUCUGGAGAGGUGCGCCUCAGCGACUUCCUUCUUUGGCAGACCUCCCACUCCUGUCUAGUGUUUCAGUCAGUUCUAUGGCCGGAGUACUCAUUCUGGAACCUGUGUGAAGCCAUUCUCCAGUAUCAAUUAAAUCACAAAUCCAUUCAGAAAGCCAGAGACCUCCAUCGAGAGCAUCAGGCCUUACUGCAGCUAGAGGCAGAUCGUGCCUGCAUAGCAGAACACCUGCAGCAUCAUGGGAAUGGAAAACCUGCCGACGUCCAAAGGAGGCAAGAGGCACUGCUGCACUACACCGCCUGCCGGGAAGAUCGCGUUCAGGAUUUCCUGGAGGCCCUGAAACACAAGAGAGACUCUUUCUUUAAUGACUUAUGCAGUGAAGCGGUCUUGGGCUAGGAAGACUCCGAAGAGGAAAGCGGUUUGGUAAAAUUGGGGAUGAAACCUCUCCCAUCCUCUUCCCAAAAGGGCUUCUGUGGAAAAGAGAAGCAUGAACAGAAACUGGGACUGGUUUCUUUUUGUUGCUGAUUUACGAGAGGGCAAUUUUACCCCUAUGGGGCUGUAGAAUAAUUGUGAUAUUUAUGAUUGUAGAUUUAAAAAAAAAAAAAAAGUCUAACGUGGAAACGUCUGGUCAAGAUGUAGUUAAAUAAUUGUGUGAAUUAUCUGUCAAGUGCAUGCCAUUGAUGGAAGAUCCAAUUCUACAAGUGAAACCCAGGGAUCCUGUUUUUUGGAAAUGCUUCCAAUGCAGUCCCCUGGAUUAAUAGAAAAUCAGUACAGAUUUGAAUUUUUGUUGAGGCCCAAAGAAACUGCUGCCUCUUGCGUGUGAUGUUGAUGAACUUGUAACUAGAUUUUGACCAGCUUUCUUAAUAGAAUAAAGUGAUUGCUGUAUGUCAGAUAUGAUUAAAUGAUGUACAAAUCA